Messenger RNA from Apiotrichum porosum, 2829 nucleotides. RefSeq lists its product as uncharacterized. The record is from RefSeq and is a predicted model, not a curated record. NCBI's taxonomy places the organism in Eukaryota, Fungi, Basidiomycota, Tremellomycetes, Trichosporonales, Trichosporonaceae. Bases 1 to 2829 code for a protein of 942 amino acids. Gene Ontology annotation, cellular component: nucleus. The transcript has 2 exons. Gene Ontology annotation, biological process: regulation of transcription by RNA polymerase II. Gene Ontology annotation, molecular function: RNA polymerase II cis-regulatory region sequence-specific DNA binding; DNA-binding transcription activator activity, RNA polymerase II-specific.
AUGGCCCCUCCGUCCACCGAGGAGACCAAUGGCCUCGGCCUGGACCCGGGAACCAACUCGGCUGAUUUCCUCUCCAUGCCCGGCUACGACUUGAGUUUUGGUGCGACCAUGAAUCCCAAUGGUCAGGCCAACUCGUACCCUCUCGCUGCUUUGGCCCAGGCGCAGGCUCAGGCUCAAGCCCAUGCCCAUGCCCAGGCGCAAGCUCAACAGGUGCAACAGGCCCAAAUCAACGCUCAGCAGCGCCCGUCACUUGCACUGGACACGACUGGUUCGGCCUUUACCAUCCCGCAAGGCCAGCACCCUCCGUCCACCACGUUCAGCAACCCUCCCUCUGGACUGGACCUCAGCGGCUCGCACCACGAGGUUGACCGCAUUCUCACUCCAAACAUGUUUUAUAACCCAUUCCCCAACGACUAUUCGAUUCAACAGUCUGCACCGCCACCCAUCUACUACCCGACGACCAUUUCCCCCUCGCAGCUCCCCCACCAGAUGCUCAAGCCCACAAAGAGCUUCUCGGACCUCAUCCAGGAAAGCCGCCAGUCGUCCCUCUCGGCCUCGUCGACCGAGCACGAGUGGAACGGUGUCGACGACCUCUCCAUGCCGCUGGCUCGCGCCCUCGUGAUGGAGCAGCAGAAGCAGCAGCCGCCGCCUCCCCUCCAGGCACACCAGCAGCAGCAACCUCAGCCGUCUAUGCAGCCACCCCCACCUCAGCAGCAGCGGCACGCACCCACGCCCUCAUUUGACCUCCAGUCGCUCGGCGACCCUCAUCGCGCCUCGAUGCUCCAAAAGUCGCUCCAGAUGUACCUGAAUGCUCCCAACCGCCUCACCUUUGGCGAGCGCAAGAUCAUUGUCAUGUCCCCCAAGGUCGGCCAGAAGAGCUACGGUACCGAGAAACGCUUCCUCUGCCCGCACCCGCAGGCCACCCUCCUGGGCAGUUCGUGGUUUACGCGCAGCAAGGAUGACUGCCCGGUGUCGCCCCUUCUUCCGCCCCGCUGUAACAUUUCCAUUUCCACCGAGGCGCCCGGCAAGGACGUGCACAUUGCCUGGACCACGCUGGACAACAAGUCGCUCGACGAGAAGAUCCACACCCAGGCCAUCACCACGGAAGACAGGCCAUUCCUUGGCAGCGCAGCUGGCAAGAACCUCCACCUGUCGGACGGUGACGGCAAGCGCAGGGACGUCAAGGCGAUCAUCACUAUCAAGGCGCCCUAUGCCCAUCACGCGGGGCGUCACGGGUGGGGCCCAGCCAAGGGCUCCAUGAUGGACAUUUCGAAUGAGAACAUUAUCGGUACCUUUGAAAGCAAGGAAAUCAAGAUCAUCUCCAAGCCUAGCAAGAAGAAGUCCAACUCCAAGUCGCAAGACUUGAUAAUCCACCACGGCUCUACCAUUGCGCUCUUCAACCGCGUCAAGUCGCAGACGUCGUCCACCCGGUACUUGUCGGUCCCGAUCGACCUCACCCGCUACCACGGCUCCGACGGCCAGAUUGUCACUGGCGCCAUGCCCCCUGCCCUCCCCCAGACCGACGGUCACUUCCCCGGCUUCAUCGUCAGCCCCAACGUCUGGGAGUCGUUCAUCAUCUACCUCGUCGACCCUUCCAAGCCGUCGGGGCUCUCCCACGUCAAGUCCAUCAACCCGGGCUGGCCCAACCUCCCGGCCAACGCCAUCCAGGUGGCCCCUCACCAGGCCGGUCCCCUUAUCCGUUACAACUCGACCGUGGUGCUCCAGUCACUGCUCACUGGUCGCUGCACGCCCGUUCUUGUUGUUCGUCAGAGCUCGGAGGGUUCCGAGGUUGUUGGCGGGGACGGCACCGUUACCGACCAGGUCAUGGCCUGCCCCGAGGGCGAGCUUCCUGGCAACGCCGUCUCGCAGCUCCAGAAGGUUGGCUUUGAGAUCUACCAGCCCGAGCACUCGCGUGACCCAAACUACACUGGUCUCUACCUCUCGUGCGAGCAAGAAAUGGCACGUGGCCAGUUCCCCAACUCGGAGCGUCGCUACAUCCCCAUGCCGGCUCCCAAGCACCGUCCGUCGAGCAUGCCCAACACGCCGCAGGCUCGCUUUGGUGUCUUGCCCAUGACCCCUCACACGACCACCGUCGGUCUCCCCUCUGGUCCUUCGAGCCCGAUCUCGUCGUCGUCGUCGACCGACUACUUUGGUUCCCACAGCCGCAAGUCGUCGUCCUCGACCUUGUUCUCACCCCUCUCGGGCGAGAUUCCCCUCCCGGCCUCGACAGAUGGCGGGCCCGUUCGUCGCCAGCGCACCGGCUCGCAGUCGUCUCGCGGUCCUCUCCAGCGCCCGACUUUGCACAAGAAGCGUGCCUCGGCGGACAUUACCACUGCCACGUCGUUUGACUUUAUGGGCAACGCCCUCAUGCACCACAGCCCUCCCAACGAGCGCAUCUACUGGUCGCUUGACGUCGGCGACGCGUGCAUCUGGACCAUUGUGAGCACUCAGGAGGUCGUCUACACGUACUACGUCCCCGAGUACAUCGCCGAGCCGUCCGAGCCAUUCGCGCCCUUCCCGCUUGUCACCCGUGUCCUGUCGCCGGGCCAGAGCUCCGAGAACGUGCCCCAGAAGUACAACCACCAGUACACGUCCAUGGCCCCGAUGCCUGUUAUACAAGUCUACGGCAAGAACUUUACAAAGUCGGCAGAUGGCAUGGCCCGCUGGCACGUGUACUAUGGUGACCAACCGUCAACGUACAACGAGUACAGGUGCGGUGAAGUCAUGGCAGCUGCCGUCCCGCCUCCCGGCCAGGCCUCGCGCCCCGUCAUGCUCGUCCGCGACGACGGGCAGUGCAUCCUCCCCACUGGUCUCCGUUAUCCUCUCUGA